Molecule: messenger RNA, 4672 nt
Organism: Herpailurus yagouaroundi (jaguarundi)
Lineage: Eukaryota; Metazoa; Chordata; Mammalia; Carnivora; Felidae
Gene: BPIFC
Product: BPI fold containing family C
Exons: 21
Coding region: 2690-4213 (507 amino acids)
Molecular function (GO): lipid binding
Source: RefSeq, a predicted model, not a curated record
UCAGAACACGUGAUCCCAGAGAGACCAAAUCAGAAGCUACAAUGUCUUUUGUGAUGCAGCCUCGGAAGUCACACAUCACUUCUGUCAUGCUAACCAACCCGUCAGUGUGGGAGGAUCAAUCCAAAGGCAUGAAUACCAAUAGACAGGGAUCAUCGGGACCCACGUGGGAGGCCCGCUACCCUUGAGGGUCUGACAGUGAUGAUGAUGAUGAUACCUUGGAGAAUCUUAAAAUCUUAUCUUUGUAUGAUAGCCGGUUGUCCAAACUAUAAUAAAAGAGUCAAAUGAAGUUUCUUCCACUAGGUGGCAGUACUUGUCCACAUCCUGACCUUCAUGAAAUAAGCACGUGUUGGACACCCGACUUUCUGACAGAUACUAUUCCAGGUGCUGGGGUCUCAGAGAACGGAAAAGGCAUGUUCCUACCGGUGCAGAGUUAACAGCUGAGUGAGUCAAUUCUUGUAGUAGAGCAUAAUAAGUGUUUUGUUUAUGAUAGAGAUCAGAACAGUGCUGGGCACAGGGGUACCUAGAGAAGGGUUGUGCCAGUAGGGUUCUUGAUUGGCAAGGAAUAUGAGAUUGAGGAAGGGUGGCAGGACCAGGGUGGCUCAGGUCCUGAGAGAAAGACAGAAGAUGUGGUCAGAGAGAAAGACACUGUGUACAUCUCAGAUAAAGAAGAGCCUUGAACUGAGCAAAGGAUUUGGGACACAUUCUAGAAUGUUUGGGAAGUCAAUGAAGAGUUUUAAGCAGAGGAUUCUUUAUCAGACGUUGCUUACUUCUGAGCAAUAGAGACUAGCUUUGGCUAAGAAGAAAAGGAACAUGUUUAAAAGGAUUCUGGAUAGCUCAGGGAAUUUCGGGGAGGACUAAAGAAGUGGUUCCUGGAUAAUUCCAGAAAUGGAACUCAACCACGCUGCAGAACUGCCCUGAUGAGGAAACUGUCAUGAUUGGGAUUGCUGCUGCUGCCCCACCCGGCCCCGGAGGAAACUGUCACCCUGACAGGAACCACUGUGGAAUGGCUGCCACCUUCAUAUGCCACAUGUUUUUGCAGCCUCCUGCACCAACAAAAUGCCAGGCUUCCAAAAGAACCUGUUUCCUCACUUUGCUCACAUCUAAAUCAAAGGCUCAUAGGGAUGCAUCUGCUUGAGGGAGAUCGAGUCCCAUGUCUGAGUCCUGGCUACAAAGGAGAAUGAGAUUGGGAGUCUGAACUCCUUCCUUGGGAAGGCAAGACUUAAAAUAAUUGGAAUUUCUGCCAGGUGUAGACAGGCCGUUCAAAAGAUGAUAGGAAGCCAUGAGUCUGACAGGUGUACACCACAAGGGGCAUAGGUCAGAUCUGAAAUGUGAAUCUAUCACUGGUCAAGUACAGGGGAUACACCACAAGGGGCAUAGGUCAGAUCUGAAAUGUGAAUCUAUCACUGGUCAAGUACAGGGGAUAUAUAUUAGAUCAGAGUUCCUCAAUCUUGGCACUGUUGACAUUUGGGGCCUCGUAAGUCAUAGUUGUGGAGGACUAUUCUGUGCCUUGUAAGAUGUUCAGCAGCAUCCCUGGUCUAUCCACAAAUGCUACUAGAAACCUCUCUUUCAGUUGUAGAGCAAAAGAUGUCCUCAAACUUUGCCCCAUGUUCCCCAGAAGGCAAAAUUGUCUUGAAUUUAGGGAUCAGCUCAGUUAGGAGACUCUUUUAGUAACUGAAAGAAGAAAGCAAUUAGUGGGAUGACAGUAAGAAUGUAGAUGAUGGGUGAGCAGGGAUGAUGUUACAGAGAUAGACAUAUUUGGAGGCCUUAUUGGUUAGGAUACAGCUUCAGCUACCCUAACAGAGAUCUGAAUAGUAACCUAAAAAAGAUAGAAGUCUGUUUCUCUCUGAGAUACCAUUCUUGGAGAAAACAGUGCAAGGCUAAUAUGGUGGCCAUCUUUAAAGACCAUCUACCACAGUCCACCUCUCAGUACUGUGUAACCCUGGAUAAGUUACUACCUAUAAAAAUGAAAAUAGUAACAAGAGUGUAUCAGACAGCCAUGUUGUAAAGGUUAAGUGAGAGAAUACCUUUGGUUCUGUCUUGUUUUAAGCCACUACAUUUGGGACCAUUUGUUAAAACAACGGAAAACUAAUCUACCUGGAAUCCUUGUCUCAAUCCUUUGCCCAGUAGGGUGCAACCACCGGCAUGGCAGAAGUAAUCCAAUCACAGGGAUUUAGCAGGGUCCUGGAAGAGAACCAGAGCAUCUCCAAGGCACUGCCAAGAUCUAAGAUCCCACUUUAAUGUCUGCAAGCAACAGUUACUGCAACUUUCAAAGAGUUAAGAAAUGUGGUGCUGCUGUGAAACUACACUUUGGGAACCACUGGUCUGGACCAUGUGAUCUUGCUGUGGUUGUUUUGGGUUGUCUUAACAGUACAAAGCACUUUGAGGUGAUAGUAUCUGUAGGUGGAGAUUUUGUGAGGUGCUCAAGUCAUGAAGGUGGAACCCUGAUGAAUGGGAUUAAUGCCUCAUAAAAGAGGCUCCAGAGAGAUCCCCGCCUCCUUCCACUGCGUGAGGACAUUGGCAGAAGGUGCUGGCUGUGAACCAGGAAGAUGUGAUCGUGCUGGCUCCUUAAUCUUGGACUUCCCAGCCUCCAGAACUCAGCUGAGUUCAAGGCUCAAGUGGAGAACACAUAGCUUCAAAGGCAGAAGGAAUCGAAGGUGCUCCCCAUCGUUGGACGCUUCCUCCACUUGAGAUGCAUACAAAGAUAGUCGGAGUCCUCUGGGGAUGUUUCUUCCUGUGGAAUCUCUACACUUCAUCCGCCCAGACCAUUUACCCUGGCAUCAAGGCUAGGGCUACUCAGCGGGCUCUGGACUAUGGUGUUCAAGCUGGGAUGGAGAUGAUUGAGCAAAUGCUUAAGGAAAAAAACAUCCCAGACUUAAAGGGUUCUGAAUCUCUGGAAUUUCUGAAGGUUGAUUAUGUGAACUACAAUUUUUCAAACAUAAAAAUCAAUGCCUUUUCAUUUCCAAAUACUUCAUUAGCCUUUGUGCCUGGGGUGGGGAUCAAGGCACUGACUAACCACGGCACCGCCAACAUCAGCACCGACUGGGAGAUCAAGUCUCCACUCUUCCAAGACACAGGAGGAGCUGAUCUGUUUCUCUCUGGGGUCUACUUCACCGGUAUCAUUGUUCUUGCCCGAAAUGACUUUGGUCACCCAAUCCUGAAGCUCCAAGACUGCUAUGCCCAAGUGAAUCAUGCCCACGUCUCAUUUUCCGGAGAACUCAGUGUCCUGUACAACUCCUUCGCUGAGCCCAUGGAGAAACCCAUUUUAAAGAACUUAAAUGAAAUGCUGUGUCCCAUUAUCAUGAAUGAGGUGGAAGCCCUGAAUGCCAACCUCAGCACGAUAGAGGUUUUAACCAAGAUAGACAACUAUACUCUCCUGGAUUAUUCCCUAAUCAGUUCUCCAGAAAUUACUGAGAAUUACAUCGACCUGAAUUUGAAGGGCGUCGUCUACCCACUGGAAGACCUCACUGACCCUCCCUUCUCGCCAGUUCCUUUUGUGCUGCCGGAACGCAGUGACUCUAUGUUGUAUGUUGGAAUCUCUGAGUUUUUCUUUAAAUCUGCAUCCUUUGCUUACUUUACAGCUGGAGCCUUCAACGUCACUCUCUCCACGAAAGAGAUUUCCAACCAUUUGGUUCAAAACUCUCAAGGUGUUGGCAACGUGCUCUCCAGGAUCGCAGAGAUCUACAUCUUGUCCCAGCCCUUCUUGGUACGAGUCAUGGCAACGGAGCCUCCCGUGAUCAGUUUACUACCGGGUAAUUUCACCCUGGACAUCCCUGCCUCCAUCAUGAUCCUCACCCAGUCCAAGAACUCAACUGCUGAAGCCAUCGUUUCCAUGGACUUUGUUGCCAGUACCAGUGUUGGCCUGGUUAUUUUGGGACAAAGACUGGUCUGCUCAUUGUCUCUGAACAGAUUCCGCCUCUCUUUACCAGAGUCCAAUCGCAGCAACAUUGAGGUCUUGAGGUUUGAGAAUAUUCUGUCCUCCAUUCUCCACUUUGGUAUCCUCCCACUGGCCAACGCAAAAUUGCAGCAAGGAUUUCCCCUGCCCAACCCACACAAGAUCUCCUUUGUCAAUUCAGAUAUUGAAGUUUUUGAGGGUUUCCUUUUGAUUUCCACCGACCUGAAGUAUGAAACGUCCUUAAAGCAGCAGCCAAGUUUCCAUGGUUGGGAAGGUCUGAACUUCAUAAAUGGACAGUGGAGGGGGAAGCCAGCUGCUUGACUGUCUGUUGGGAGUCCACUCCAGGAAGUAGAUGGCCCUUAAUCCCACAGCUACUGUAAACCGGGAAGGGGCAGACAGUACACACUGGGUUGUAAGCCCUAGUGAAAUGCUUAGGCUGACAGUUUUCUUUCUCAAACCCUCAGGGAAGAGGGAGGCAAACUGGGUUAAAGAGCUAAAUCAGGGUGUGUGUCUCCACGUGUAUGGAGGGGUGGGUGUUUGGAUGUGUGCUCGUGUUUGAAUGCACAUUUGUGUGCUCCUGUGUUAAUAAGGUGCUGGGGCCAAGAGCUAGGCCUGUGCUUCUGAGGAGGUGCCUGAGAAACUCUGAUUUGCAUGACAGCUCCCUUGAGCUCUUUCAGCAACCCAGGGUUUCCCACACUUCCCCGCAUAUUGGAUUUUAUGUUUUAUAUUUACUGCUACUGUCCUCUGUUUUUAAUUAAACUUGUUUUCUAUCAAUGUCAA